Sphenostylis stenocarpa is the source of this 924-nucleotide messenger RNA. The record is from the annotation of a GenBank genome assembly. Lineage: Eukaryota; Viridiplantae; Streptophyta; Magnoliopsida; Fabales; Fabaceae.
AUGGGGUUUCAAACAUCACAUGGCAGUAAAAGGAUACCUCAACCAAUUUUCAAAGCAAAGGAGGAUCCAAUUGAUGCUAAUGCAAACUCCUUCAUUCAAAGGUCCACUCUGAAUUUGAUUGAUCAAACCCAAACCAAUACCAAGUUCAUUUUGUCUAGCUAUGAUUCAUGGGUGGUAACACACCCUUCGGCAUUAAACUUGUUUGAAAGAUUGAUGAAAGCAGCCAUAGGGAAGAGGAUCAUCGUUUUCUUGGAUUACGACGGCACCUUAUCCCCAAUUGUAAAUGAUCCUGAUUGUGCUUUCAUGUCUGAUGAGAUGCGUGCGGUAGUAAAUGAAGUUGCUACUUAUUUUCCAACAGCAAUAAUUAGUGGAAGAAGCAGAAAUAAGGUCAAAGAUUUUGUGAAGUUAAAUAAUUUAUAUUAUGCUGGGAGCCAUGGCAUGGAUAUAAUGGCACCAUCAAUGCCUGUUAGAUCUUCUAAAGGCAAGCAUAUUGACAUUGCCCUUAACACAAAUGGCACUGAAGUUCCCUUCCAACCUGCCAAGAAGUUUUUGCCAGCUAUCCGAGAGAUAUUAAGAAUACUAAAGAAUGAAGUAAUGGGAAUAAAAGGAGCAAUGGUUGAGGACAAUGGAUUCUGUGUCUCUGUACACUUUCGGCAGGUCCAAGAAAAGGAUUAUGGCGCUUUGGAAGAGAAAGUGAAGUCUGUGCUUGAAAAUCAUCCAGAAUUUUGCUUAACAGAGGGUAAAAAGGUUAUGGAAAUAAGGCCAUCUAUAAAGUGGAACAAAGGAAAUGCUGUACAAUAUUUUCUUGACACAUUAGGAUUAAGCAGUUGCAAUGACAUCCUUCCUGUGUAUAUUGGCGAUGAUAGAACUGAUGAAGAUGCUUUUAAGGGUUUUUGUGAAAUUUCUGCAGGUCAUACAGAGUAG